GCUUUUUGUUCCUCUAAUUUGUCACGUGUUCAUGAAUCAUUGCAGAGAGGAGGGCGCACGUCUCUGUGUUCAAGGUUCCUCACCAUGGAGCUGGCGCACAGUCUCCUGCUUAAUGAAGAUGCUUUGGCCCAGAUCACCGAAGCAAAAAGGCCCGUCUUCAUCUUCGAAUGGCUCCGGUUUUUGGAUAAAGUGCUUGUGGCAGCAAAUAAGGUGACUAUUCAGAUUUUUAGCUUUUCUGACUGUGUUAAUGCACUGUUACACAUUUCUUGCAGUGCUGCAGUGGCAUGUGUUGGGGCUUUUUAUGAGAAGAUGGGGAGGAUGCUGGGAAGCUCCUUUCCAGAUACCAUCAAUAAUCUUUUAAAGGCAUUAAAGAGUGCAGAGUCACAAGGUAGAGGAGAGAUCCUUCUGAGUCUGCAGAAGGUGCUCAGCGGACUGGGUGGAGCUGCAGCUUCUUGUCACAGAGACAUCUACAAGAAUGCUCGCUCUCUGCUUACAGACAGGUCCAUGGCUGUACGCUGUGCAGUAGCAAAGUGCCUGUUGGAGCUACAAAAUGAGGCUGUAUUCAUGUGGACCACUGAACUGGAGAACGUCGCUACUUUGUGUUUCAAGGCCUUGGAAGGGUCUAACUAUGGCGUUCGGGUAGCCGUAGCGAAACUGCUGGGGACGGUUAUGGCCACGGCCCUGAUGCCCAAACAAGCAGCUGAGGCAGUAGUGAAUGAUAUCAGUGGGGAGAACAAGGCAGGGGCAGGUGAUGUCUCUGCCAGCCAGCAUGUUAUGGUGUGUGCUUUAAAAGAGCUGGGCAGUUUGGUUCAGAGUUUGAGUGCCACAGCUUCACCACUCAUCCAGGAGCCUUCUGUAGGACUCCUUGAAACCGUGACCUCAGUGCUGCUGCACCCAAGCAUGGCAGCACGUUUGGCAGCUGCAUGGUGCUUGCGUUGCGUCGCCGUUGCGCUACCCUAUCAGCUCACCCCUCUGCUGGACCGCUGUGCUGAGAGAAUCAACAACCUGAAGAGUUCGCCUGAGGCUGUAAGCGGUUACAGCUUUGCGAUGGCUGCUCUGCUGGGAGGCGUGCACCAGUGUCCACUGGGUAUCCCCCACACCAAGGGCAAGUUGGUGGUGAGUAUAGCUGAAGACCUUCUGCGAACAGCUGCUCAGAACAGCCGUCUGUCCCUGCAGCGCACGCAGGCUGGAUGGCUUCUGCUGGGAGCCCUGAUGACUUUGGGCUGCAGAUGUUAGACCACUUUGCAGAAUGCAUAAAGCAGGCUAAAGGAGUUCGACAGCAAGCCGUCCAACUCAACAUCUUUACUGCAGUCCUUUCUGCCCUCAAGGGUUUGGCUGAGAAUAAGAGCACUCUUGGGCCUGAGGAGGUGCGUAAAUCAGCUCUGGCCCUGGUGAUGGGAGCUUUGGACAACCCUAAUCCCAUCCUGCGCUGUGCUGCUGGAGAGGCCCUGGGGAGGAUGGCUCAGGUGGUCGGAGAGGCAACCUUCAUUGCCAGAAUGGCGCAGACCAGUUUUGAUAAGCUGAAGUCAGCUCGUGAUGUAGUUUCAAGGACGGGCCAUUCACUGGCUCUCGGCUGUCUGCAUCGAUAUGUUGGAGGAAUUGGCUCUGGCCAGCACUUAAAGACCAGUGUCAGCAUCUUGCUGGCUCUAGCCCAGGAUGGCUCUUCACAUGAAGUCCAGACUUGGGCUCUGCACUCUCUGGCUCUAAUUGUGGAUUCAAGUGGUCCCAUGUACAGAGGCUAUGUGGAGCCUACACUGUCUCUGGUGCUCACCCUGCUCCUCACUGUGCCCCCGUCUCACACAGAGGUUCACCAGUGUCUGGGCCGCUGCCUGGGAGCUCUAAUCACUACUGUGGGACCAGAGUUGCAGGGAAAUGGAGCCACUAUUUCCACCAUCCGCUCGUCCUGCCUGGUUGGUUGUGCCAUAAUGCAGGACCACUCAGACUCUCUUGUGCAGGCAGCUGCUAUCUCAUGUUUGCAGCAGCUGCAUAUGUUUGCUCCACGACACGUUAACCUGUCCAGCUUGGUGCCGUGUCUCUGUGUGCACCUGUGCAGCUCUCACCUGUUGCUGCGUCGUGCUGCAGUGGCCUGCCUGAGACAGCUUGCUCAGAGAGAAGCUGCAGAGGUCUGCGAGUACGCCAUGAGCCUGGCAAAGAGAGCGGGAGACAGCAAAGACAGCACUGCAAUCAAUCUAAACAUCACAGAGACGGGUCUGGAGGGCGUUCUGUUUGGCAUGCUGGAUCGGGAGACGGACAGGAAGCUGUGCUCAGACAUCCAUGACACACUCGGCCACAUGCUGUCGUCUUUGGCCGUAGAAAAACUUUCCCAUUGGCUGAAACUCUGCAAGGAUGUUCUUGCAGCAACUACAGAUGUAGGGGGCGCUGUUGUGUUUGAGGUGCAAAAGGACGAGGAAGACUCGGAGAAAAAAGACGAGAUGGACGAUGACACAAUGUUCACGGGUCUGGGCGAAGACGACAAAUCGAAGCCAUCUGUGGCGCCGCGCUGGGUCACACGGGUGUUUGCAGCAGACUGUUUGUGCCGCAUCAUCCUGCUGUGUGAGAAUGCAGACAAAACACACUUUGACCUGGCAGCUGCUCGUUCGGCGCAGGCCAAGAAUGUGAAAGGAGAUCUGCUGGUGCUCCAUUUAUCUGACCUCAUCCGCAUGGCUUUCAUGGCAGCCACAGACCACAGCAACCAGCUGAGGAUGGCUGGCCUGCAGGCCUUGGAAGACAUCAUUAAAAAGUUUGCGUCCGUACCAGAGCCCGAGUUCCCGGGGCACGUUAUCCUGGAACAGUACCAGGCCAAUGUUGGAGCUGCUCUCAGACCUGCGUUUUCACCUGACACGCCGUCCGACAUUACAGCAAAGGCAUGCCAGGUGUGCAGUACGUGGAUCGGCAGUGGCGUUGUCAGUGACCUCAACGACCUGCGGCGAGUCCACAACCUGCUUGUGUCGUCGCUGGACAAGGUGCAGGCUGGGAAAGGCUCGUCCAGUCAGCUGUAUAGUGAGAGCGCUACCACGAUGGAGAAACUGGCAGUGCUGAAGGCGUGGGCUGAGCACUACCGAAGCUCCUGGGCUCCUGUCCUGCAUGCUGUAGCCCUGUGGCUGAACAGCACUGGGUUUGGAGCAGGUGUAGGUCAGGAGGAGGUCUCAUCAGCUCCCUCCAAGCCUCCUGGCCUCCCCCAGGGAGGCUCCUCCACUAUAAAGACCUUUGAGGAGUCUGUCAAAGACAGGAUGCAUCUAAUGUUAGGUGUCAGUAUAGAGUUUCUCUGCUUUCCCCGCCCUGAAGAGCCUAUUGAACAUGUGAUGUCGUGCCUGCGGGCCCUGUGCACUCUGCUCGAGACUCCUUGUGCUAAAACACAUAUUGCAGAUGACCAGAUGCUGGCUGUGGAGCUCCUGAACGUGCUUCACAGGCUUCUGUUGACCCGGGAUCCACCUGCUGUCCAGCUUCAGGUCACUGCUGUUGUCCAGGAGACAAAGAGAGCGUCAUGGUUUUCAGCCCAUUGUUUACAUUUUAUUUUUGCCUUAUUAGGAAGCAUGACCAUCCUACCUACAGUGCUUUUCCUCGUCACCGGAGUUCUGAAGGAAACUGCAGUAAAGACUCCUGACAACUCGGUGCCAGUGCCUGUGGCAGCUGCCCUCCAGAGCAUUAAGACCAUCUUCACCUCCCCAAUAGCCCGGAUGGAGAGCGUGCAGACGCAGUGGACCAGCCUUGUGAGGAGCAGCCUGGCAUCUGUACUUGAGUAUUCGCAGCCAGAUGAGUCCAGGCCUGACAUGGAUGAGGUCAGUAUGCUGACAGCGAUCACACUCUUCCUGCUGUCAGCCAGCAGUGAGCUUGUAGGAGUGACUGUCCUGCAAAAGGGCUGCAUGGACCACUUCCGAAAUGCCCUCAACUCUAGUGACCCCUGGGUUCAGGCUCGGUGUUACCAGCUGCUGUUGUCGGUGUUUCAACACUCCAGCCGUGCCCUCUCUACUCCCUACAUACACGCUCUGGCUCCACUCAUGGUGGAGAAGCUGAAGGCAGUGGAGCGCAGCCGCCCAGGGACGGCUGCUGAGCUGCAGGCUGUGCAGGAGGGAAUCAGGGUCCUAGAGAAUCUGGUCGGCAUGGGUGAAGAGCAAAACCGGGUGCAGCUGCUCGCUCUCCUUGUACCGACUCUCGUCUCUUACCUUUUGGAUGAAAAUUCCAUCUCCUCUGCACCCCAAGUCUCCAAAGGCCUGCACGAGUUUGCACUUCAGAACUUGAUGCGGAUCGGCCCCCUCUAUCCGGCUGCCUUCAAGAUAGUGAUUGGAGCGGCACCUGAGCUGAAAACCCGUCUGGAAUCUGCUAUACGGGCCAACCAAGCCAGCAGCAAAGCCAAAGCUGCAGCCAGGCAAGCUCAGCCAGCAGUGCAAGCUGCACCAACCAUUAAACUCAAGACGAGCUUCUUCUGAACACUCCAAAAUGCACCGCACACUCUCAACUAAUCUUUUCUUCUUUGGAUUUCUUUCAACACUGUACCACAUGUCAUGUCUGUAUCAGUUAUGCUUUCUAACUGCAUUUAUUUAUUCUACAUCUCUUCUUUGUUUUGAUGGACGAGUACUCCCCUCAAAGAACGUUUAUGUAAAUAUCUUUGAAAGCCUUUGAAUGUUCACUUUAAAAAGCUUGCUAUAAAUUUUGUAGCAAAUUUUAAUUGUGUGAAUGUAUCAUUUCCAGACCACACAAUUUACAUUUUACUUUCUUUUUUUUUUUUGUUCCCCCGUCACCAAACCCAGCUCCCUAUGGAAGUUUGUUUCUGACACUUUUUUCAGGCAGAGCUAAAUUGAAAUUUGAAAAAGUCAUCUCAAAACUUACUUACGAAGUAUGUUUUCAGGUACAAACCAUGACUUUUGACUUACAGAGGGCAAAAAAUAAAUAAAUAAAUCAGGUGGCAGAAAUAAAAUUCCAGAAAAAGUCAAUAUUUGCUCUACAAUUUUCCCUGAUUUUAUUUUAUUUUAUUUUAUUUUUUAGGAGGCCUUGGGGUCUCCAGGUUGUUACUGAUGAAUGUUACUUUAAUUUCUUAUGUUUUGUGUAUUUUCUCAAAUUAUGUUGUAAACCUUCCUACUAAUUGCUCAAAGGCAUAGCUAAUAAAUUAAAGUUGAUCAAACCAGUAUCGAGACUAAAAUUAGAACUAAAUGAUAAAUGCAUUAUAUUUUUCACUAAGACUCUCCAGUUAUCUGCACACCAAUCAACAAAUAAAUAAAUAUAUAUAUAUAUGUAUAUAUAAGUACUGGUCAUCACAUAGAUUUUAUUUUUUUUUUUGUUCUGAUAAAUACCCGUGUUUACUGCCUGCAUGUGCUGGUGUUCACCAAUGUCAUCAAUAACUGGCACAUUUGUGUGAAUGUAAUGUUACACUCAUUUUUUUUUCCAAAAUAUGAAUAAACUUAUUUUGACCUCA
Molecule: messenger RNA, 5410 nt
Organism: Haplochromis burtoni (Burton's mouthbrooder)
Lineage: Eukaryota; Metazoa; Chordata; Actinopteri; Cichliformes; Cichlidae
Gene: heatr5b
Product: HEAT repeat containing 5B
Biological process (GO): endocytosis; retrograde transport, endosome to Golgi; intracellular protein localization
Cellular component (GO): Golgi apparatus; membrane; endocytic vesicle
Source: RefSeq, a predicted model, not a curated record